AUGAUGUAUAAUUCAGUUGAAAUGAUGGAAUCAUCUUUAAAUUGUGAUCAUAAUGGUAAUAUUAUCACUUUUUCUUUGGAUGUUGAUAAUAAUGAUGAGGAUGGAGAAAGAGUUGUAAUAGUUACCACUGAAAAAGAUAGUUACUUGAAAAAUGUGAAUUGGGACGAUGUCGCAGAUCAAGUCAAAGAGAAAACUGCUAGAAUGUGUUAUGAUCAAUGGAAAAAGGUUCUUGUACCUAGCAUAAAAAAAUAUGUCGAAGAAAAAGAAAAAGUUACUACUGAACAGCAACAAUAG
Entrophospora sp. SA101 is the source of this 294-nucleotide messenger RNA. The record is from the annotation of a GenBank genome assembly. NCBI's taxonomy places the organism in Eukaryota, Fungi, Glomeromycota, Glomeromycetes, Entrophosporales, Entrophosporaceae.